CGCUGUGGGCCGCACCCAGAGCGUGAUGACAUCAUAGUGCCGUCGCUGCUCAGGCUGUUGUCGAAACUCGGGAGAGGCUACGAGUGGGAGCUGAGCUGAGGGCUUGAAGUUGCACCAUUGAACACUUGAGAUUCGCCGAGGAACAGGAUGGCACUACGCAUUUGGCUGCUGGGAAUUACAGGAAUUCUUUGUGGAUUGACCCUUCGAGCCGGAGGAGCUACUUCAGAAUCUAUUCCCAGUUGCAAUUCCAGCUCUAAUGUAAAUUGUGCGGAAUGUCUGAGGAACGUUUCGUGUUUAUGGUGCAAUUCCAACAAGAAAUGUUUUGACUACCCAGUGAAGAAGAUCCUGCCACCAAAAAGUCUCUGUCCACUGUCUGAUGCACGAUGGGGAGUCUGCUGGGUGAACUUCGAAGCUUUGAUCAUUGCCAUGUCGGUAGUUGGGGGAGUUCUGAUCUUGUCCGUAUGUGUCUGCUGUUGCUGUUGCUGCUGCAGGAGGCGGAAGAGCAAGCAGCAUGAUGGUGUAGAUCAGAAACUGGAAAGAGAAAAAGAACAAAGGAGAAUGCGGCAAGAAGAAAGGAAAAGUGAAAUGAAGAUUCGGCAUGAUGAGAUCAGAAAGAAGUAUGGUCUCUUCAAUGAACCAAAUUCUUACACCAGAUUUGAAAACAACUAAAGCAAGAAAAUGCAGACAGUUCUAUUCCAAAAGAUUCCAAAUGAAUAGUGUUUCAAUAGCGCAAUGUCUUUUUAUGUACAGUACUUACUAACCUCUCCUAAAAAUUUAGAGGAAGUGUAAUCAAACUAUCCAAGUUUACAGUUUUAUUCACUGGGGAAGGAGAACUAAUAAUUUUUAAUUGUCAAAUUCUGGACAAGAUACUGUUUAAUCCUGUCAGCAAAAGUGUAAUUCUGUGUUUCUGGUAUUUGCAUUGGCAAUUACUGGUACCAGCAGUGAAAUGUGUUGAAGAUGGACCAAACUACUGGUGGCCGGUUUUCUGAAUUCCCUAAUGCAAUUUUCCAUAUUUAGAAUGACUUCAAAAUAUUAUAGAUUCAAAUCAUUUUAAUUGCAAUUUUCCAGCAGGAUAUUUGUCUAAUCUCAGAGCCAAACCUGUGCCUUCUCCCUCUAUUCCAUUUUGUCCUGUGAAUGGAUUAGAGACACUUUUUUUUAUUUUGGCUCCACCUGAUUUUAUACAGACAGGUUGAAUGAAGCCCUUUUUAUACCAACACCUGCAAACCAAAGAGUGAAGAAGAUGGAAGAUUCCCAAACGGCUUUGAGAAAGGGGGUGGAGCAAAGAACGGGGAAUCAAGCUCUGUGCCUCUCUGUUUAAUAGAAUAUCAUCUGUGCUCUUAAUGGUCAUGUUUGUAAAUUUUCUAUUGCCUUGCACCCUGUAGACUGAUCAAUAUGCAUUAAUAGGUCAUAGUCCACUCAUAUUGCUUAUUGUGUGGAAAAGCUGCAAAAAAAUUUUUAACUGCUGAACUGUAUUAAAAAUAAAGAACAAAAACACUGGGAGUUGAA
Pristis pectinata (smalltooth sawfish) is the source of this 1506-nucleotide messenger RNA. RefSeq names its product pituitary tumor-transforming gene 1 protein-interacting protein-like. Lineage: Eukaryota; Metazoa; Chordata; Chondrichthyes; Rhinopristiformes; Pristidae. Gene Ontology annotation, biological process: protein import into nucleus. The transcript is spliced from 8 exons. The coding region runs from base 148 to 669 and encodes 173 amino acids. Gene Ontology annotation, cellular component: nucleus; cytoplasm. The record is from RefSeq and is a predicted model, not a curated record.